Crotalus tigris (Tiger rattlesnake) is the source of this 2158-nucleotide messenger RNA. It is a transcript of the gene DPH2, whose product is annotated as diphthamide biosynthesis 2. The coding region runs from base 218 to 1651 and encodes 477 amino acids. Gene Ontology annotation, molecular function: 2-(3-amino-3-carboxypropyl)histidine synthase activity. NCBI's taxonomy places the organism in Eukaryota, Metazoa, Chordata, Lepidosauria, Squamata, Viperidae. Gene Ontology annotation, biological process: protein histidyl modification to diphthamide. The transcript has 7 exons. The record is from RefSeq and is a predicted model, not a curated record.
UGGAUGAAAAAAAUCCCGUUAAUGACGCAAAGGGGUAUGGUAGUAAUUCCAUACAGUAAUAAUAAUUGGUGGCUGCGGUUGGCAUCCGGAAGAAAGCGGAUAAAAUGAUCCACGUGGCUGGUGUUGGGAUGUAUUUUUUUCUCUACGCUAGUUAAGAAACAAUUAUGGAAUAUUGUUGAUAUCUUGUAGCUGCUCUUUGGAAACGCAGUUGAUCAUCAUGGCAACGGCAUUCAGCAAUGAUGGAGCUGAAGUGAUUCAGCGGACUCUGAUUACUACAGAAGCAGGUGGUCGUCUUCCAGUUUUGGGGAUAGAGGAUUUUUAUGAACUGGAAAGAGCAUCUGCUUUUGUAUCUGACAAUGGCUUCACCAAGAUUGCUCUUCAGUUUCCUGAUAAACUUUUGCCAGAUUCAGCAGAGGUUGCUGCAAGGAUGGAAAUAGCAACUGGUGCCAAGAUGUAUGUCCUGGGAGACACAUCAUAUGGCAGCUGUUGUGUAGAUGAAGUGGCAGCAGAACAUGUGGGUGCCGAGGCUAUAGUGCACUAUGGCCCUGCCUGUUUGAGUCCUUGUCGCAAACUGCCAGUAUUACACAUAUUUUGCCAGGAACAGCUAGAUGUGAUGCGAUGUGUGGAAGUCUUCCAGGAGUUGUACCCUGACCUUCAAGCCUAUGUGAUUGUACUGAGUGAAUCUGCAUAUUUUCACGCUAUUGAUGACCUGGCCUGUAAGCUACAAUCAAUUUAUCCCAAUGUUGUUUUUGCUCAGUUGGAUAGUAAAAAAAAUCUUGAUCCAAGCCAGCCAAUUUCUGGAAUGAUACAGCAGUUUGGACGAUGCUUUAUAAUAGACGAACAUCAUGGUCUUGAAAACUACAGUAUGUUCUAUAUAGGUUCUGAAGGACCAGAACUUACAAACUUCAUGCUGAGUUGGAACCAGUGUCCCUUUAGUUCUUUUGAUCCUAGGACAGGACAAGGCCGGUGGGAAACACUGGAUGUGAACCGGGCCCUGCGACGACGCCUUUACCUAGUGGAACGGGCACGAGAUGCUCAAGUAGUGGGUAUUGUGGUGGGUACUCUUGGAGUAGAAGAUUACUUGUCUGUUCUGGAGCAUCUUCGCCAAAUCAUUCACCGUGCUGGAAAACGUGCUUACACACUGGCUGUGGGUAAACCUAAUCCUGCAAAAUUGGCAAACUUUCUAGAGGUGGAUAUCUUUGUACUGGUAGCUUGCCCACAGAAUUCCUUGCUUAAUUCCACUGAUUAUUAUCGACCCCUGAUCACGCCCUAUGAGUUGGAAAUAGCAUGCAAUCCAGCACGGACUUGGACAGGCCGAUAUGUUACAGACUUUCGCCACCUUCUGCCAGGAGCUUGUGACCAUGUCCUUUUUCCAGAAAAGACCAACAACGAACCCAGCAUUUCACUCAUCACUGGACAGUUGCGCUCUAUUGAUCCCUUCCGGAUAUCAGAUAUAGAGCCAAAUUCUGGCACAGCUGUGAUGUGUCGCAACCAUUUACAGACUGUAUCUCAGAUCAGCCCAGCAGCCUCAUUCUUGGAGUCCCGCAGCUGGCGGGGACUGGAGCAACAGCUGGGCCAAACAGAAGUAAAAAAAGCUAUUGUGGGACGACGGGGAAUUGCCAUUGCCUAUGAAGAUGAGCCUUGUGGAUGACCAACCCUGAAUAUAAAAGACAUUGACCAGAUAACAGACUUCAUUCUUUGCUGGAUUUGGAUGGGUUAAUGGAACGUGGGUCUUUUUGAAUUUGUUGACAGUCUUAUUUGUACAGGGCAUAAAGUGGGCUAGGUUAACAUUUUUUGCAAUAUGUUGAUAGACAGUUCAACAGAUUUUAAGUAGAGUGUUAUAUUAUUAUUUUAAUAGAGGAAUAUUUUUUUAACAAAACGAGUGUUGAUCUCUGCUGAAAAAAGUGCGUUGAAGUUGUUUAUCCAAUAAUGAGACAAAGGUUAAUCCACAUUAGUGGCCAAUUUAUAGAUAUCCAUGUUGUUUAAACUAGUCCGCAGUUGUAAUUUCUGUUGAUUAGAAGCUUAGACUAUGCUGAACAGUAGGGUGAGCAUUACUGAUCACAAGCUGAAGUCAGCAGUUAUGCAAUUGCUAAAAAAGAAAAAAAAACACCUAAUGUAAUUCCCAGACUGAAUUAAUAAAAGCGUAGUCUCCAAGUAA